AUGGUCUUGAACAUCGACUCUGACGGCGUGCUCGCCGCUGAGCUCGAGGUCCCUACCAUUGCCUAUGCUGUUUACACGUCGACAAGCACAGCGGUAGUUCACAAUCUUCGUUCAAGGCUUCUACAGAUCAACGCUGAGAAUGGGCUGCAUUCAUCGUUCAUCCACACGGUGCAGGUCACUACUACGACUGCGUCCCUCUACGCCUUUCGGAUUCUCCAGGCUGCUGGAGAUGUUGAGAAUGUAUUGAAGAUGCUGAGAGAUGUACCUAUUGAUGGAGUUCAGUUGAAAGAAGGGCCUGCGAUACUAAAGCCCAGAUAUCUCUAUCCAUGCUCGGAAGAGUGUUCAUAUUUACCAGAACCCUGUUCAAACUGUCUCAAUCCAGCAUCAACCUCUUCUGCACCUCCACCGCUUCCAUCUUCUUCUGCUUCCCGACUUCCGAGAAGGCCUUUUCGAGAUGUAUGGGCAAAAUUCUUAGAUGCAGUUCGAGAACGAAUCAUUGGCGACAUAGUGAAAUGCUCCACAAGUACAGGACGCACAAUCAAUAGGCUCAAAAAUGGCUUUCUUCUCGGUCAAGUACCUAGCAAACUAUCUGGGACGAUGACCGAAUGGGCUGCAGGAUGGGAAAGCCGGGUGAAGGGGAGGUCACUCGUCUAUACACAUAUCCACAUUCACCUCUCCGGAGAGAGAAUUCUUAUCCAUCCCACACUCGCUUCGACACCGUUCAUACCUCUGACGAGCCUCAUUUCUCGAAAUCACGAGCCUGGUGAAUCGUUACAGCAAGGGGUACCGAUUACGCUACUGCCGUACGCAACGCCCGCACAUUUUCUCUCCACAUAUACAGGCCCUACAUCUGCACUUACGAAGCAGUUCCGAGAGGUUUUCCAAGGAUGCGGGAUCUCUCUCGACGGGAAAUCUACGUCUUAUAUCAUUGCAUGGGUACCGGUCGAGAACAAAAACGGAGAAGAGAAGGGACUGACAGUCAUAUACCCCGCAGAGCUGUGUAUGGGAUUCGCACCUACACCGGGGACAAUACCUAUGCAUUCUCUCGCUUUUCGCUCCUCUGCAGUUGCAACCUCACCUUCCUCUGCCGUACCUCCAUCCACUACUACAGCUUCUAACUCCUUUGCACAUCUUUUCUCAACAGCAGGACCUUGGACACCUUUCGGCCGCGCAGUAUUGCCCACAAUACCGACCUUACCUGUUCCCUUGCAACCUUCACCAACCGUGGUUCAUGUGCUACCUCCCGGGUCAAAUUUAUCGGUUUAUAAUUCAAUGGGCACCCCAAGUCCAAGUGCUCAACAACUUGGAAGGGAGACCUUAACAACUGGAGCGAGCUACAUGCCCACACCUCCCACGACAAGCACACAUGGGGCUGGUUUACUGCCAGCAUCGGCCACUGCUACACAUAAUCAUAAUCGCCAUCACUCUCUAUCUCCUUCAGUCACGAUUCCAUUCUCUCCAUACCCCCCCUCUCUCCACCCGGCCGUUCACGCCCUCUCAUCUUCUGUGGCUCCGUUAUACGCGUCUCCUUUCUCGGUAAUUCCCUCAGACAAGCAAGCCGUCGCCUUAUCACGAGCUGUCUACCGCUCAUUUCUUGACCGGCAACACAAGCAAAGAGAUGCUUUGAACGUUCCAACAGUCCCGACAUCCCUCCCCAAACAACCUGACAUUGAGCGGCUGCUGAUGUCGGCUCAAGGAAUCGGUGGGUAUAUCGAUGCUAUUGCGAAAGUGAGGGAGAAGGAACGAGAAAGACUGAGGCUGGGUGGGGCUAAGGGAUCGAAUCCUGAGGCGGGGGGCUCUACUCAAAAUCAUACGCAGUCUUCUCAGUUUGGUUUAGUCAAGACUCAAGCUCCCAUCCUCAAUCAACAACCAGUGCCAUACCCAUCGAUAACGACGACGAGCUCACCUGUGCACCUGAACUCGAACUCACAGUCUUUUCCGCCGCCUCAGCAACAGCUUUCCCAACAACAGACAUUUUAUCCGUCGCCGCCUGAACCACCAGGCAGCCAUACGUAUGUCCCGUCUGGUGUUUCUCCUGCCCAAUCCAUAACCGUGAAGAAGGAAGAAGAUUCCGAAAUGAUAAUUACUAGUGGUAAUGAGGAUGGACCUUCGCAUACAAAUGGCGUUCAGUUGAAGGAUGAGGAGAGGAUGAUUGACGAUGAGGAUCUGUUUGGCGCAUCUCCCCCAGUAGUAACAGAGGAUGUACCAGUUGAGCCGACUACCGAUCCACCGGAUCCAGUACCACCACCGCCGGUCGUUCCUAAGAAAGAAAAAUCGGAACCGGAAAGUGGUAGCCACGAAUGGGGCGUUGGUUUGGGCGAUGACAGGAUGGAUAUGGAUGGCUCCUUAGGAUGGGGUAAUAUGGGUUCCAUGGGGAUGGACUUUGAUUUGGAUAUGGGUAUGGGGGGAGGAAUGGAUAUCAAGAUGGAUAUGGAUAUAUUUGAUUUUGGUACGUCUUCAGUUGCAGGCCCUGUGAGGGCCGGAAUGCGUGGACCACCACCACCACCUCCUCCUCCUCCUCAGACGUCGGCACCACAAGGGACAUCUUCCAUGAUUACUACUAGGCGAUCUUCUACACAAUCUGUGACCAAGCGGAUCAGUUUUGAAGAUGAUAUAACAGACGAUGAUUACAAUUGGUUCGAUACUCAUGAUUCAGGAAGUGGGUCUGGUGCCAAUUUCAUGGGUGGUAUCACCGGUGGAGCAACUUCCGUGUCUACCACUGGGACAUUAGAUGCAGGAGCCACCCUUUUCAGCUCGAUUCAUCCAUCGUCAGCCGCAUUUACUAUGGCGCAUCCUAGUGCAGAUUCCUACGGCUCACCUUCAACCAGCGCCAUGCAUCCUCCACCUGUUCCUCUUCAUGCGUUUGGUUUCACACCCAGUCCAGGGACGCCGUCUAACGCUUGGCCGUCAUCCCACACACAUGUAGCGGGAACUCCGAGUACACCAGGGAUUCCCCCAGACAUGUUUCCCCUUUCUCCUCCGGAGGAGGGUGGUACUGGGACCGGUAUCGGACCGAUGGUCGGAACCCCGAUGAGUGGAGGUGUAGGGACACCGCGAACGCCUACUACAACUGUGAACGUAGGUGGAGGGGCUACGGCUACAAGGUGGGAAGCUGGCUGGGGGGUUCAACUAGAAUCACCUUUUAAUUCGCCUACGAGGAAGCCGGUGUCCAUCCGUGGGGGUGUUGAUGGUGAAGUAAUGGAUGAAGUUGAUCGGAGGUCAAGUCUGUUUGAUGCUAUACCGUUUGCUGCUAGUCAUCGUGUGGCCGAUGGAAAGUAUAUGUAUGGCAAGUUCAUGAUGCAUACACCUCCAUUGGAUAGUGAUCUGAAUGAUGGAUCUGGGUAUCUUGUGAGUACGGUUCGGAAUGAGAAGGAAGGGGAUGGGGAAAAGGUGGAGGGUAGAACAGGUUUAUCUCCCGCGUUGAAAGGCCUGAGGAUGAAGUACGACACUAAGACUGAUCCUUGGAUUGCUGUGGUUACGCAGUUGAAAGUGAGAGGAGUAAAAAGAAAGCUUCCGAGCACUCCUGGGUUACGGAACAUAUCUCCUCGAUGGGUUAGAGAAUGGGAAGAUGGGUGGAAGGAGUUACUUCCGAUAAGUCCUGCUCCUACCUCCCCAGACUCGGGCGAAGAUAGGUCUGAUGAUGACGACCUGGAUUCUGAUGAUGAGGGGUUCGACAACCGCACGGGUUCAUCGAGUCCUGUUUCCGAAUUUUCUCGCCCUUCGACUCCGGUACCACAUUACGUGCCUAAAGGUCCCUCGCUAGUAUCCACGCAGUUUCAUCACGCCCUUCUCCUCCCGCUCAGUUCAGCUCUCCGUAAUGGUCGCGGCUCACAUGAGGAAACUCAAAUCAGUAUAGUGGCUGGAGGACUUGCGGCUGCGGCUGCGUCGGUUCCUACCCCUGUAUCUCCCGCUGCGAUGAUGGGUGCUGCAUCAGAAAAGUCAAAGAGCCUUGAAGCAGCGGCAGAAAUGGUUGCCAAAGAAGUUGUGGAAAACGGUUUAUGGGGUCUGGCUUGGCGAGAAACAUUGUCGUUUGGUAAGGCCGCGGGGGGGAGGAAGCACUUCGCCUAUCCUAGCAUGACGAUUGAUUCAAUUGGAAGUGCAGGGAAGGCGUUUGACAUGGGUCAACAACAUGUUUCUGUGGCGGACGUUAAUGUGGUGAAGGAGCUGCUGAGUGGCGUGAAAGGUUUGCAGGGACCGUUAUUGCUCACCAACCUUUUUGAAAGUGGUUCGUUUAUUGAUUAUGCUGCACGAAUGGAAAAAAACCUCAACACCCCACCGGUUCUAGAGCCAACAAAUAUGCCUUUGACACCUUCACAGUCGCCGACGCUUGCUCCUCUUGAACCACCUUUGGUUUCGGUUGGUAAAGGCAAUACUGUGAUUGACAUUUUGCCCAGUGGACUACCUUUUUGGGAGAAACUGGGAUUAGGACCGAAACAUGGAGAAAAGAACGUAACAGCCUUCGUAUUAUUUGAGGAUCACGGUGAAUGGCGUCGGCAUCAGGCCGAGGUCUGGCUCUCGAAUCUUGCUACAUUGUAUCGGUCUAAGAACUUGGGUCAAUUGGUUCCCGGUACGAGUAGUGUCUGCUCCAAAGACGGUCUGGUACCUUUGCGAUUUGAUUCAGCUUUUCGGAAAACUCUAGCUUCUUUCGUCGCCAGCCUCUCCACCCCUCGAUCUAGUUUUGUGUUUUUCAUUAUCAUCCCGACCGCUGCCAUGUCACUAUCUUCCCCAGUACUACGGCAAGUAUCCUAUGCUGUAAAGAAGGCAGCGAAAACAUACUCGGAGGCACAGAUUCUGUUCCAGUUCAUUCCAGAAGAACUUCUCCUGGGUAACAUGGAUGUUUCUUCUCCAGAUGACAUGGGUACACAUCGAUUGUGCUGUUCUGUUUACGAUCGUGUCCUUCAGCCCGUGGAACGUGCCAUGUCCAGACGAUUUUUUGACCACGGCUUGAGGGUUCAGAACUAUUUCGAGGAGCCAGCAGUUACCCUCAGUCGUUCUGCCGGCGAUAAUAAAGUCACGUUCAUGAACAAGGCCCAUACCUCUCUCGGCGUCCUGGACCGACACACCCUUCUUCAUGUCGCCUAUCAAGUAAGUCAUUGCAAGAAAUGGUUGGUGGCCGCUUGCGUUGACCAGAGAGGAGAGGCUCAUGACCUUGGAGUGUGGUCAUUACAAACACCUGAUGCGGAGAAUGAAGAUGUCUUCUCUGAAGAGAUGUAUAUUGUCAACAAGGUUUGGGAUUUUGCCAUGCAGUUCGCGGGGAGAGCGGACGUGGAGUGGAGAAUUGUGUUUGCCAAAUUGGGAUCGUUAAACCCAGUGGAAUUGGAUGCUUGGACAUCACACCUGGCUACCUCUCUUCACUCCAUACCACGGCGUACCCCUAUUCAUGCUUCUGUAGUCUCUAUUGACAGCUCAAGCCCUUGGAUAAUCUUACCCACGUCUUCUAAGCCAACGAGUUUCCCCCCAGUUCUCAAGACCUCAAUGAAACCUCCACCGUUGAACCGUUUCUCCUCUAUGCCGUCCAAACCCUCUUCCAAGAAUGGAAAUAUCUAUGUCGACGGCACUAUGACCACCUAUGCUCUCUACCAUCGGUUUCCUCUCUCAUCUUCUGUUACUCCGACCCUUGAUAGCAUUGGGAUAACAUGCGGUGUGGUUGUCGACGAUUCUUUAUCCUCUAUGCGAGGUGAGGAACCUCCUCAUACAGAAUCCUUGCUACCUCUUUGCAGUGCUACCCUUGCUCGUAUAUCGUCCCGCCCGUCAAUAUCCCCCACUGUCCCUUGGUGCUCAGCAACCUCAUCCCGGAUGUUUGACAUACAUUUAAUGUAUGUGGCCAAAUCGCGAGGAUGCACAUAUUCCAUUUCCCACCAUUCAAGAAUUUCCUCAGCAGCUCCCACACCAUCGGGAUCGGAUUCGACGCAAAUCGAAACCAACACGCCUAUGAUGGUGAACCAGAAUCUCCUACGAGAUAUCGUGAAUUCCUAUCAUUGCCUUUCUUUCCUCUCCUCGUCAAGGAUGCAGUUGAGCGAUGUAAGUGACGUGUUACCAUUCCAUCUUGGUGCGGUGGAUGCGAUGUCGAAUGCGUUGAAUGUUGGUAAAGGUUCUGUCGAUGGAUAUGAUUAGGUUCAUCUUCAGAUCUAUUUCUCGUGCUCUUUAUUGGAGCUUGAUAUCAUCGUGUUUUCUCUCUUCUCCUUGUGGCAUUUGUCCUCUUGACCCGCUUGCAUUCAUGUGUUACGCAUCCAUUGUCUCCGACACUCGAUCAUCUCCUAGAAGUUUCCGUUACAUGCACGUUUUUUUGCUUACUUUAUUCAUACAUUCAUGUACCAUUGUACAUCCUUGUUGUACAACCACCCUGCAUUUUCGUCUUAAUACACAUUCGCCUCGAAGUUAAGAUCAACGGUCAAACAAAGUAGAAGACCAUUCCCUC
Marasmius oreades (fairy-ring Marasmius) is the source of this 6418-nucleotide messenger RNA. RefSeq lists its product as uncharacterized. NCBI's taxonomy places the organism in Eukaryota, Fungi, Basidiomycota, Agaricomycetes, Agaricales, Marasmiaceae. The coding region runs from base 1 to 6114 and encodes 2037 amino acids. Gene Ontology annotation, cellular component: mediator complex. Gene Ontology annotation, biological process: regulation of transcription by RNA polymerase II. The record is from RefSeq and is a predicted model, not a curated record. The transcript is spliced from 5 exons. Gene Ontology annotation, molecular function: transcription coregulator activity.